Molecule: messenger RNA, 324 nt
Organism: Saccharomyces cerevisiae S288C
Lineage: Eukaryota; Fungi; Ascomycota; Saccharomycetes; Saccharomycetales; Saccharomycetaceae
Gene: YDL012C
Exons: 2
Coding region: 1-324 (107 amino acids)
Cellular component (GO): plasma membrane
Source: RefSeq, marked reviewed
AUGUCAGCUCAAGAUUAUUACGGAAACUCUGCCUCCAAACAAAGCUAUUCUCGUCCUAGCGCUCCACCACCAGGAUAUGAAACGGCGUCUAGAGGUUACGCUCCAUCGCAAAGCCAACAGAACUAUUAUCCACCUCAACAGCAGCAGCAGCAGUAUCAGCAACAACCUCAAUACUAUCAGCAACAGCAGCCCCAAUAUUACCAACAACACCCACAGCAGCCCAUUUAUGUCCAACAACAACCGGCCAGUUCUGGAAAUGAAGACUGUCUAGCGGGCUGUCUAGCGGGUUUAUGUUUAUGCUGUACUUUGGAUAUGCUGUUUUAG